AUGAACGUUGAGAAUGCAUCAAGAACCCAUGUCUCUCUCUACUUUGCUCCAAGCCAGCGCGUACAAAUUAUCUCCCAAGAGAUCGUGAUACCCUCCCUUACACCCAGCACCGACCGAACUCUGGAAGCGGGCAUCACAAAGCACCCCAAUCUACAACGCGGAGGCGGGCAUACAUCCGUGCAAAAGACAUCGACCUCGGCCAAACUGCACGCGUCUGUUCGCCGGGAGCCAAAGAUGCCCCUCCCGAGAUGCACGGAAGAUCGGGCCUUCUGUCAUAGCGUCGGAAGCAAGACCAAAAUAAGCCAGCGGCAAAACGGGAAAAAACGGGUAUAUGCGGGCGCCCAAUGGCUCACCCACGGCCCGCACGUGAGCGUGGAAACGCACUCAGGCUUUUUUGGGCGUGUGCUUGGAGGCAAGGGGGCAAAUGUCUUUCUCUAG
Messenger RNA from Colletotrichum lupini, 438 nucleotides. RefSeq lists its product as uncharacterized. The coding region runs from base 1 to 438 and encodes 145 amino acids. The record is from RefSeq and is a predicted model, not a curated record. NCBI's taxonomy places the organism in Eukaryota, Fungi, Ascomycota, Sordariomycetes, Glomerellales, Glomerellaceae. The transcript has 2 exons.